UUGAGGCAGAGGAGCCUCUGGAGGGGGCAGGUCCCAGGGAAGCCCCGGACUCCUAGAGGGGAGGCCAGGUGGGGUCCCUGGUGACCAGGACAGACUGUGGUAUUUUUUAACAUAAAGGAGAUAUGCUACGUGACAGACCCCCAGGGUGCUGCGCACUGCCUGGUGGCAGGCGGGCCGUGGUGGGCACUCACGCCCCUGCCACGUGCCCGUCAUGUGCCCGCCCUCAGUGGGAGGGGCUCCGAUGAUGACUUUUAAAAAUGCAGAGAAAGGCUCCAUUCUUCCCAGGACCUCAGCCCAACCCUGGCCCAGGGAGGCAAGAGACAGAGGCCAGGAGGGGGCCAGAGGUGUUGAAAUGUCCUGGGAACCUGAGCAGCCACCAGGGAAGAGGCAGGGAGGGAGCUGAGGACCGGGCUUGUCCACACUGGUUGUGAGAUGCCUUGAGCCCAGAGGGUUGAUGCCAGGAGGUGUCUGGACUGGCUGGGCCAUGCCUGGACUGACCUGUCCAGCCGGGGAGAGGGUGAGUGUGAGGGCAGAUCUGGGGGUGCCCAGAUGGACAGAGGCAGGCAUGGGGGAUCCCCAAGGCCCCCUGGCAGCACCAUGAGCUAAGCAGGACACCUGGAGGGGGAGACCUGUGGGGACCUGGGGGCCUCCAGUGACCCCUUCCUGCUUCCUGAACAGGACUAUGCCUGUGCAGGGAUCCCAGAGAAGACUCCUGGGCUCCCUCAACUCCACCCCUACAGCCACCCCCCACCUGGGGCUGGCUGCCAACCAGACAGGAGCCCGGUGCCUGGAGGUGUCCAUCCCUGACGGGCUCUUCCUCAGCUUGGGGCUGGUGAGCUUGGUGGAGAACGUGCUGGUGGUGACCGCCAUUGCCAAGAACCGGAACCUCCACUCACCCAUGUACUGCUUCAUCUGCUGCCUGGCCCUGUCAGACCUGCUGGUGAGCGGGAGCAACAUGCUGGAGACGGCCGUCAUCCUCCUGCUGGAGGCCGGUGCACUGGCAGCCCGGGCUGCCGUGGUGCAGCAGCUGGACAAUGUCAUUGACGUGAUCACCUGCAGCUCCAUGCUGUCCAGCCUCUGCUUCCUGGGCGCCAUUGCCGUGGACCGCUACAUUUCCAUCUUCUACGCACUGCGCUACCACAGCAUUGUGACGUUGCCGCGGGCACGGCGAGCCGUCGCAGCCAUCUGGGUGGCCAGUGUCCUCUUCAGCAUGCUUUUCAUUGCCUACUACGACCACGCGGCCGUCCUGCUGUGCCUUGUGGUCUUCUUCCUGGCCAUGCUGGUACUCAUGGCUGUGCUGUACGUCCACAUGCUGGCCCGGGCCUGCCAGCAUGCCCAGGGCAUUGCCCGGCUCCACAAGAGGCAGCGCCCAGCCCACCAGGGCUUUGGCCUCAAAGGCGCUGCCACCCUCACCAUCCUGCUGGGUAUUUUCUUCCUCUGCUGGGGCCCCUUCUUCCUGCAUCUCACACUCAUUGUCCUCUGCCCCCAGCACCCCACCUGCAGCUGCAUCUUCAAGAACUUCAACCUCUUUCUCGCCCUCAUCAUCUGCAAUGCCAUCAUUGACCCCCUCAUCUAUGCCUUCCGCAGCCAGGAGCUCCGCAGGACGCUCAAGGAGGUGCUGCUGUGCUCCUGUCUCAGGACCUGUGCCCUCGUCAGCUGGGAUGUGGAGGCUCUGGGUGGAAGAAUGUGCCAAGAGCUACUCCCACAACAGCCCCAGGAGAAGCGACUUUGUGACCAGAAAGCUUCAGCUACAGUCAUGCAAAGGCUUCUGCAAAAGGAGUUCUGGGAAGUCAUCAGCGAUGAGCAUGGCAUCGACCCCAGCGGCAACUACGUGGGCGACUCGGACUUGCAGCUGGAGCGGAUCAGCGUCUAUUACAACGAGGCCUCCUCUCACAAGUACGUGCCUCGGGCCAUUCUGGUUGACCUGGAACCUGGAACCAUGGACAGUGUCCGCUCAGGGGCCUUUGGACAUCUUUUCAGGCCUGACAAUUUCAUCUUUGGUCAGAGUGGGGCUGGCAACAACUGGGCCAAGGGUCACUACACGGAGGGUGCGGAGCUAGUGGACUCGGUCCUGGAUGUCGUGCGGAAGGAGUGUGAAAACUGCGACUGCCUGCAGGGCUUCCAGCUGACCCACUCGCUGGGGGGUGGCACGGGCUCCGGCAUGGGCACACUGCUCAUCAGCAAGGUGCGUGAGGAGUAUCCGGACCGCAUCAUGAACACCUUCAGCGUCGUGCCCUCGCCCAAGGUGUCAGACACAGUGGUGGAGCCCUACAAUGCCACGCUGUCCAUCCACCAGCUGGUGGAGAAUACGGAUGAGACCUACUGCAUCGACAACGAGGCGCUCUACGACAUCUGCUUCCGCACCCUCAAGCUGGCCACACCCACCUACGGGGACCUCAACCACCUGGUGUCAGCCACCAUGAGCGGGGUCACCACCUCCUUGCGCUUCCCUGGCCAGCUCAAUGCUGACCUGCGCAAGCUGGCCGUCAACAUGGUGCCCUUCCCCCGUCUGCACUUCUUCAUGCCCGGCUUCGCCCCCCUCACAGCCCGGGGCAGCCAGCAGUACCGGGCCCUGACCGUGCCCGAGCUCACCCAGCAGAUGUUUGAUGCCAAGAACAUGAUGGCUGCCUGCGACCCGCGCCACGGCCGCUACCUGACGGUGGCCACUGUGUUCCGGGGCCGCAUGUCCAUGAAGGAGGUGGACGAGCAGAUGCUGGCCAUCCAGAGCAAGAACAGCAGCUACUUCGUGGAGUGGAUCCCCAACAACGUGAAGGUGGCCGUGUGUGACAUCCCGCCCCGUGGCCUCAAGAUGUCCUCCACCUUCAUCGGGAACAGCACGGCUAUCCAGGAGCUGUUCAAGCGCAUCUCCGAGCAGUUCACGGCCAUGUUCCGGCGCAAGGCCUUCCUGCACUGGUACACGGGCGAGGGCAUGGACGAGAUGGAGUUCACCGAGGCCGAGAGCAACAUGAAUGACCUGGUGUCCGAGUACCAGCAGUACCAGGACGCCACGGCCGAGGAGGAGGGCGAGAUGUACGAAGACGACGAGGAGGAGUCGGAGGCCCAGGGCCCCAAGUGAAGCUGCUUGCAGCUGGAGUGAGGGGCAGGUGGCGGCCGGGGCCAAGGUCAGCAGUGUCUGACCCCCAGAGCCAUCUGGCUGCCGACACUGUACCCUGCUUUCCCCCUUGCCCUAGGGCUCCCUUGCCACCCUCCUGCAGUAUUUACGGCCUCGUCCUCCCCACCUGGGCCAUGUGUGUGCUGCUCCUGUCUGUCUGAUUGCAGCUCCAGGCCUGACGUUUUAUGGUUUUGUUUUUUACUGGUUUGUGUUUAUAUUUUCGGGGAUACUUAAUAAAUCUAUUGCUGUCAGAUACCCUU
Messenger RNA from Chlorocebus sabaeus (green monkey), 3372 nucleotides. It is a transcript of the gene TUBB3, whose product is annotated as tubulin beta 3 class III. Gene Ontology annotation, cellular component: microtubule; membrane. The record is from RefSeq and is a predicted model, not a curated record. Gene Ontology annotation, molecular function: GTPase activity; structural constituent of cytoskeleton; GTP binding. Lineage: Eukaryota; Metazoa; Chordata; Mammalia; Primates; Cercopithecidae. Gene Ontology annotation, biological process: microtubule-based process; G protein-coupled receptor signaling pathway.